CCGUGGACACGGGCAGCCAGGUCUGCGCGCUGCUCUGGAGCCGGCACCACAAGGAGAUCGUGUCCUCGCACGGCUUCUCCCAGAACCAGCUCUGCCUCUGGCGCUACCCGUCCAUGACCAAGCUCUGCGAGCUCACGGGCCACACCGCGCGCGUGCUGCACCUCGCGCAGUCGCCCGACGGCGAGACCGUCGUCUCGGCCGCCGCGGACGAGACGCUGCGGUUUUGGUCCAUCUUC
This is a messenger RNA of Aureococcus anophagefferens, 236 nucleotides long. RefSeq lists its product as hypothetical. The record is from RefSeq and is a predicted model, not a curated record. Gene Ontology annotation, cellular component: anaphase-promoting complex. Lineage: Eukaryota; Pelagophyceae; Pelagomonadales; Pelagomonadaceae. Gene Ontology annotation, biological process: positive regulation of anaphase-promoting complex-dependent catabolic process; positive regulation of ubiquitin protein ligase activity; anaphase-promoting complex-dependent catabolic process. The annotation marks the transcript as partial. The transcript has a single exon. Gene Ontology annotation, molecular function: ubiquitin ligase activator activity; anaphase-promoting complex binding; protein binding.